GACGACUGGCCACAGCCGGGGAGAAGACGCAGCGUCAGUGAGUCAUCCCCGCACCCAAGGUCCAGAGCGGUGGUGGCGCUCAAUGAGCCAGAAGACCGACGAAGGCGGUCAAAAUGUCGGAUGGGAUUUUAACUUCAGAGUCGCUUCAUUGGACUUGACCGGAACGUGUGACCCCACCGAUGGAUGGGGUACUCCUACGAAUCUCGAAACGGAAGAAGAACAAAGGAUUCACUGGAGUACCCUAUUGCUCUCGGAACGAGGGAUCAAUUAGUGGGGCCCAGCACCGCGUUCCAGUCCUGGAGAUUCAAACACGUCCGGGAUUGUCGCGGCCUCCACCGGUUUCGCCUGACGAUCCCAGCGGCCGGCGACAGCGCAAUGCGAGCGCUGACACUGCCAGCUGUCGCUGUCACGUGACUCUUGCGUCCAUUGGGCCCCGUCCCGGCGGAGACCCCGCAGCUGGUCAUCAGCGGCACCUUCUCGCUGGCUGGCCCGGCCGGCGGUGCGGGGCAGGUGGAGCAGGCCUCGCGGCGGCAGCGAGGCGGGAAGGCGCGGCUCGCGUCCAAGUGCGGGGAGUGCGGCAAGAGUUUCCGGGCCGAGGCGGACCUGCGGAAGCACCUGGCGGGGCACUCCAAGGCGGGGCGGCACGCGUGCGGAGUGUGCGGCAAGCAGUGGACCAAGGCUGCGGAUCUGGAGAGGCACGCAAGGAUCCACACCGGGGAGAGGCCGUACCAGUGUGACGAGUGUGGGAGGAAGUUUAACCGAGAAGGCAAUCUGACUGUGCACAAGAGGAUUCAUACCGGGGAGAAGCCUUACGAGUGUGUCGAGUGUGGAAAGAAGUUUAAUGGCCUGUCAAACCUCAUUGUGCACAACAGGAUUCAUUCUGGGGAGAAGCCAUACGAGUGUGAAGAGUGUGGGAAAAAGUUUUCCCGGGGCAGUCAUCUCACUGCGCACAAGAGGGUCCAUACUAGGGAGAAACCCUACAAAUGUGCAGUCUGUGGAAAGAAGUUCGCUCAGAGGCAGACACUUAAUUAUCACAAGGAAAAACAGAAUCACUAGUGGAAGGGAAAUCGCAUGAUUUUCGGCGUUACAGGGGGAUAGACGCGUGGAAAGAAACAUGCAUUACCGAUGACUCUUCAAAUUGUCGGCGUUGGGGAUUGACGCCGGCACCAUGGAUUUUUCCUGGAAAUUAAUUUUAUUGUUCAUAACAAAGAUAUCGUUUCACAAUUUGCAAGACUCCCGACACAAUCGCCUGGAAUUGAUUCUAGUACCGGCCUUGAAGCUUUCUUCAUACUAUAACAUGGACAUUGGUUAAUGGUUGUUCUGAUGUCUUACUGGCGCAAGCAUCCUCUGUUGUGUUAAUCGUAAAUAAGUAAUUAAAAGGCUGAA
Messenger RNA from Thrips palmi, 1386 nucleotides. RefSeq lists its product as uncharacterized. The coding region runs from base 180 to 737 and encodes 185 amino acids. The transcript has 4 exons. NCBI's taxonomy places the organism in Eukaryota, Metazoa, Arthropoda, Insecta, Thysanoptera, Thripidae. The record is from RefSeq and is a predicted model, not a curated record.